GUAUUGCAUACAUGAUGAUUUCGCGAAUAUUUUUGAAACAAUUUCACUUUAACAACAUCGUGAAUAUUAAUAUUUGUGUUUUAUUUCGUACGAAUACUCGCAUAUGAUAUUUUGUCGAGAUGGGCGUUAUUGGCAUGGUUCGCUUUAUGCUGUUUGCAAUUUUGUUCUGCUGUGUCAAAAAAAUUUCCUUGGUUAGCAGUUUCAGAAACAAACACAUGAACGGGAAAACGGAAUACAAUUUAAAUCUGAUGUCUGCAAUGAAUGAUAACUCGGCGAGGUUUCAUACAAAGUUUCGUUGUUUGUUGUAUAUAAACAACAACAAUAUCAUCGCAAGCGGCAACAACGACGUCAAAAACAAUUUUAACAACGUCAACAACAACAUCAACAAAAACACCGACAACGAAUGCAUGCUUUCAUGUGAGUCAACAUUAACUGCUCAACAAACUUCAAACAAGAAGGAAAACCACUCAACAUGUAGCCAGCACAUUUCAAAACUUAAUCAUCUAAAAAUAUCAAAUCUUUUAACAAAACAAAUCAGUAUUGAAAGUUUCAUGAAAGAAAUUUUUCUGUCGAAGCAAGUGGAAGCCUUGGACGUGGGAAGUGAACGGCAGUUCAACAUUACCUCCGUACAACUUUUAGACUUGUCAGAUAAUAACGUAGAAACCGUAGCAAAUGAUGAUUUGCAUAACUUUACUAAUUUGAUAUUUUUAAAUUUUUCCAACAACAACUUAAAAUUUUUAGAACAGAAAUGUUUUGAUAACUUGAUUUAUUUGAAUUAUUUGGACCUAUCAAAGAAUCGUCUUUACAGUCUACCAGAAGAUUUAUUUUCGAAUCUGUUGAACCUAAUCAUGUUAAAUUUGAGCUCUAAUGAAUUAAAUAAUUUUUCGUUUUCUCGUUUGCUAUCAAGUAAAAAACUGAAACGCUUAGACCUUAGCAGUAACAACUUGACAAGAUUAGAACCAAAUAAGUCAACAGAGACGAUUAAUAUUGAACAUUUAAACUUAAGCCACAACAGACUUCAGACAAUACCGCCAAUCAUAUCGACAUCGUUGAAACAACUCAAAAAAUUAUUUCUCAAUGACAACCCGAUUGAAGAAAUAUCAAAGCAUUCAUUUCUCUCCCUUGCAAACCUACUCGAAGUUGAACUAACGAACAUGAGGCAUUUGAGGUCAGUCGAGGAUGAAUCGUUUAGAAAUUUAUCGAAGCUUCAAGUGCUGAACAUAAGUUUCAACCCUCACCUCAACUACUUCGACGGCAACAGUGUGAUGCAUUCUCCGAAUCUUGCACGAAUUGAUUUGCAACAGAAUGAUCUUCAUUUUCUAUCUGCAAAUAUCGUCAGUGCUCUUCCAAGCCUACAAACAAUCAACCUGUCUGGCAAUCCCAUACUGAAAAGCUGCAACAACCGAUGGAUAGUCAGUUGUCACCAAUGCUAUCUGGACCAGCUUGUCCACGACAAUCUGCAACAACCUGCUUACAACGUUAAUAACGAUAGUAGUAGUAAUAAUAAAAGUAUUAACACCAGCAGUAAGAAUCUUUACAACAAUUUAAAUGGAACUAGAAUUUGUCAGCCGGAUAUAAUUCCUUUGUACGAGAAAUAUUUCCAUUUAGCCGUCGGUGAUCCAUUAAGGUUGAAGUGUAGAAGCGUUUCAUUUGAAGCUGUGAAUGUCUUUUGGUCGUUCAUAGGCUUGGGAAGCAGGUACCACAUGCACCACGACCACAGCGAGCUGGACGACCUGCACGUUGAACAGAACAAGAGCACAAUAUCAGUGGACCACGUUGCUUUCUACCAUGCUGGCUUGUACAUCUGUAACGCGCAAACCAAAUUUGGUAAGCAAACCUCCAAUGUAACGGUUCGCAUCUACAAUCCAAACGCAUCCAUCUACUUCACAUCAUACAGCAGAACGUCUGUAACUGUCGAAUGGGCGGGUACGGAAACAACGAUGAAGACAACAGAGUAUUAUAUCAGUUGUAGACGCCUCAUUGAUCCACACCUUCUGUUUCAACCGAUCCAUCAACAUGACAAAAACUCACUUGAAGCAUCCUUCUGGUUAGCUGCAAACGAAACUUCAGUUCACCCGACGUUGUUUCACCAUCCCACCUACCAACACAGAAUGCCGCCUUUCACAAACGGAGAAGCGGCUUCUUUGUCUUUCAUAAAAAUUAAAAUCGGUCCCUUCAUGAGAAGAAAUACUUUCAAUGGUCUUUCACCACUGACGCCUUAUGAAAUUUGUCUAUAUGUUUCAAACAGCACUGACAGACGAUUUUCAAACAAUCAAAAUGAAAAGUUUUCAGCAAACGCCAACCAUUAUUUCAAAUCAUCAAAUGACAACUUUUAUUCGUACGACAGUGAGGAAACGUUAAUAAUUCUGUCUUGUUUUAAUUUCACAACACUGGAUCAAUCGACCGGCGGUUACGAAUACGAACCAGGCAUUCGAAGGUUGCCCAUCUUGCAAAUUCUUCUGGGCACAUUUGGAUGCCUGGCUUUCUUAAUAAUUUUUUAUGCCAUUUGCAACUCUUUACUAACCACAUAUUGCAGUCGGUUAGUUGGUAGUGCGAGAAGCAACAAACAAAACAUAAACAACGUCUACAGGCUAAUAACACGCCGCUCCGAACGUCGUAACAGUUUGACGCUCGUCCCGGUCGAAACAACUUUCAUCGAGAAUUCAAGGGCCUCAUCUAGAACCUCCCUUAUAAGUUGACUGUUUCGAAAAUAUUUUUAAUUCCUGUACAUAGUGGUUCAUAUUUUAAAUUAUUUUAAUAUAGUUCAAGUUAUAAAUAUAUUUAUCGAAAUUGUUGUUGUUGAGAUAAUAAUAAAUUGCAAACUUUCAA
Messenger RNA from Helobdella robusta, 2829 nucleotides. RefSeq lists its product as hypothetical. The record is from RefSeq and is a predicted model, not a curated record. Lineage: Eukaryota; Metazoa; Annelida; Clitellata; Rhynchobdellida; Glossiphoniidae. The transcript is spliced from 3 exons. Gene Ontology annotation, molecular function: protein binding. Bases 120 to 2699 code for a protein of 859 amino acids.